Molecule: messenger RNA, 330 nt
Organism: Symbiodinium sp. CCMP2592
Lineage: Eukaryota; Dinophyceae; Suessiales; Symbiodiniaceae
Source: the annotation of a GenBank genome assembly
AUGUGGGCUGGCUUCUCUUCCGAGGAGGAAGCGGUUGAAGCGCCGCUGGUCAUGGAAGUUCCAGCUGCCACCAACAAGGGGCCGUCGGAACCCGCCUGCAUGGUGCCAGAGCGGCCGCAGAAGCGACAGGAGGUGCUCGAGAUGUCGCAGCCAUCCCAACCCAGUUCGCAGGCUUUUGAUGCUUCACAGUUAGUCGAUGCUGGCCGGCUCCUUGAGAAUGCCUGUCUUCAGGAGCCAUACCGGCCUGAAGAUCAUCAGCUUACGGCCGAAGAAUUCUGGGGAGGUACAAGCGACUCCUCUCAAGAGAGGCGGGAAUUGCGUGAGUCGUGA